AUAUAAAACCCAUUCACUGGUCCGCUAGUAGGAAAACAGACGCUCACCCGCCCAGUAGACCCGGGCCAGUGCUCCAGCUAGAAACUUCCACUCUUCCUCCGAACGUCAAACCUUCACCGUUGGGAUUGGGUUUUGGAAUACCAGCAAGUUUGAAGACAAACUCACAAACUUUCUAACAAACUUUCAUUCUUCAAGUUUUGUUUGCAUCGAAAAGCAGAAUGGAGGCAAGGUAUAAGAGAAAGAACACCUGUGGAACGAUAUGUCUGAAAUAUCUCCUUUUCUUGUUUAAUGUUCUGUUCUGGGUGGCAGGUGGAACUGUUUUGGCAGUUGGAAUUUGGACCGUGGCGGAGAAGAGCGAUUACAUCAGUUUACUGAACUCCACCUUUUACUCCGCCUCGGCAUACAUCCUAAUCGCCACGGGGAUCAUCGUGGUGGUGACGGGACUGAUCGGGUGCUGUGCCAUGCUGAGGGAGAUGAGAAAUCUUCUCAUUGUGUAUUUCAUCCUGUUAUUUUGUAUUUUCCUGCUGGAAAUCAUUGCUGGUGUGAUGGCCUACAUGAACUACCAAAAGGUGGACCAUGAGCUCAGGCAGAACCUGAGGUUGACCAUGCAGCAUAAGUACAUGCAGCCGGGGGAGGAAGGAGUCACCCAGGGCGUGGACAAGCUCCAGCAGGAGUUUAAGUGCUGUGGCAGCGACAGCUCCCUGGACUGGGCUGACAGUAUUUGGAUCCUAACCUCACAAAAUGCUAUGAUGGUGCCGGACAGCUGCUGUAAGACUCCAAGGGAACUCUGUGGCCAGAGAGACCACCCGUCCAACAUCUACAAGCUAGAGGGAGGCUGCAUCGGUCGGUUGGAGGAAUUCAUUCUGAGUCAGCUGCUUAUCCUAGGUGCAGUGGGAAUCGGCAUUGCCUUUCUUCAGCUGCUGGGGAUGAUGUUGACCUGCUGCCUUUAUCAAAAUCUGAAAGAAGAUCGUUAUUCAGCCUGUUGUUUUUAAUAUGUGGUUGAAUUGAUGUGUAUUGGAAUACAUGAUCUCAUUCAUUGUACUGUAUGAAGUUGUGAAGCCGAUCUUUUGACAUUGCAAUGAUGGUAUAUUUGUGAAGGAGCAAAGCUCAAUAGCAUAUUCCACUACAUGGCUCCCUUGUUGCUUUGUGUUUAAUCUCAAAUGUUCUGUGGCCUAUAAGGUGACAGACAAAUGAUCGCCAAAUUUUAUCUGUGUUUAUUUUCUACAGACAAAAAUAAAAUAGUAUAUGGCUGA
Molecule: messenger RNA, 1253 nt
Organism: Gadus morhua (Atlantic cod)
Lineage: Eukaryota; Metazoa; Chordata; Actinopteri; Gadiformes; Gadidae
Gene: cd151
Product: CD151 molecule
Exons: 8
Coding region: 219-992 (257 amino acids)
Biological process (GO): cell migration
Cellular component (GO): plasma membrane
Source: RefSeq, a predicted model, not a curated record